Molecule: messenger RNA, 2068 nt
Organism: Physella acuta
Lineage: Eukaryota; Metazoa; Mollusca; Gastropoda; Physidae
Product: angiopoietin-related protein 7
Source: RefSeq, a predicted model, not a curated record
AAUAUAGAAAGUAGACAGCGGUUGACAACGUUGGAUACCGAAGAUUUUCUAAGUCUACAUGAAAAUGUCUUCAACAGUGUUGUACACUCUGUUGACCAUACAUUUCUUUGUGUGCUAUGGUUUAAAAAUAGACAUGAAGAGAGAAUUAUUUUACCAGGGCAGGGAACUGUUUUGUGCACAACUCCAGUGUACAGAAAACAUAAGAGAAGACACUCAGAUAUCAGCUCUGGUCAACAUGUCAGUCUAUGUGAUCAACGAACCAGGGGACAAGUUAAUGUUGGCGUCUGUUUCAGGAUCAGAUUCAAAGGCUCGAGAUUACAAAGUGCCUUGGGUUUUUGUGGACGGGAAUAUAUCCCACCAUGGCGGAGAGCUGCAGUUGUUUUUGUCCAAUGAUUCCGCUUGCCACGAUAAGACAUUUAAAUGUGAAAUAUACUUCACGUAUAAGACAGGAGAGAUUGGGUUCGUAGAAGAAGAAACUGCACCAUUACCAAAAGAGAACAUGCGGAAAUCAGAUUUGAUGAUGAAUUUAAAAGCUAAAACGGUAAACUAUGUUAAAACUGUCGACACUAUGGCCGCUUUUCUGAAAUCCUUUGAAGAUCCAGAUAAACUUAAGGGAGCUGACAUGUCAAUGUCAUUACAGAUGUCACAUUCAGGUAGCGAUGAGCAUAAAAAUGACAUUAUCAGCCUUCCUUCCAACAAUAGAAUCACGAAUAAUCAUAAACAAAAUGAAUCUUCUAAUCUAAUAGACAUCAUCCUAUCAAAUUUAAACAAGUUGACACAUGAUUUUAGAGACAAAAUGAACUUUAUCAAUGAACGAUUAAGUGGUUUAGAAGAGGAACUUAACAAAACCGUUCCUGAAAGAAAUAAAACCAAAAACUUAUCUAUUACCCCAAAGGAUACCAUAGAAGAAAAAAAUAAAUCUUCAGUAUGGGCAAUAGAACAGUGUACACAAAAUUUCAAUUCACAAUGGUUAAGCCGUCAGAUUGUGCAAUUGGACGUAUCAAAAUUGACGUUGUGUGAUACUAAAACUGACUACGGCGGAUGGAUUUUAAUACAGCGCCGUGUUUUAGGCGAUGUAAACUUCAUCAGAGGAUGGGACGACUACAAACAUGGGUUUGGAUCAACGGCAGGAGAUUUUUGGCUUGGUAAUGACUGGAUCUCCUGGCUUACUAGGAUAGGUUACACUGAGUUGAGGGUUGAUUUAAUCAUUGGAAAUACAAGACAAUAUGCAGAGUACAGUAAUUUUUUUGUUGACGUCGAAGCGGCAAAGUACAGGAUGAGCUUAUCAUCAUUUAGGGGAAACGCUACGGACCGUUUAAGUUACCACAUUGGUAGGAUGUUCACCACUAUAGACAGCGAUAACGAUGAAAACAGUGGCAACUGUGCUCAGUUAUGCAAGGGUGGGUGGUGGUAUAACAAUUGUCAUCAUUCCAAUCUAAAUGGAGUCUGGAAUGUGUCUGGAAAUACGGGACUUACUUGGAAUUCAGACGUCAAGUCUGUUGAGAUGAAACUACGCAAAAAAUAAUUAUUGAAACAUCUGUAGUAUUAUGGUGUAAAUGAGUUGUCUAAAAAAUCUAAACUAUGCAAAAUGUUAGAUAUUCAAUUGUCAAGAGUGACGCUUUAUACUAUUGACUAUGGGACGAUGUGGUUGAACAGCAUAGCGCACGAAAUUAAUCCAAGAGUUUCGAGUUCGAAUUCCGGCUAAAGUCCUUAGACCAUCACUAAGUCUGCGCAGCUUUAAUGGGUACCUAGCUGACGUUAAGAAAAAUAAAGGUGCUGACUACGCUACCCCUUCAUAUGCCCAGGUGACAGAAAUAGGUGAAUUCUACAACAACUGCGACAUGGACCUUCAUUACUGAUAGGGGUAACGUUAAUUACGUUAAUUACACACUUAAAUUAAAUUAGGCACAUUAAAUGUAAAUAAAAUGUCGUGAACAUAAUCAAACCUUAAGGCAUGCAUUCGAAUUUCUUUUUUUCAUAAUUAAUAUAAUAACUUCAUUUUUACAUAACAACGAAUAGUUAAAACAGUUACAAUUUGUUACUUUAUUCACAUAAUUAUGCUUAUUAU